AUGACGGCGUCUGGUUCCAUCGUGGGUGACUUUGACCUUGCAUCACUACGGGCGAUGUCGAACAGGUCUUCGAACAAGGCUCCGGUGAUUCCAUCCGCUCAGUCGACCAGUACCGGCAACAUUCCAGCUACCACCUCGUUUGCCACGAUGACCAAUGCCAAUCCUAUGGCUCCUGCUAUUGAACGCUCGUCAAAUACAACUUCGUCGAUAGCUAGCCAUAACUGCAGAUCUAUUACAGUCCUCCCGAAUGUGAAGUCUUCAUGUCAAACCGCCAUUUUCGCCCAUCCCACAUUCUACACCUGUAUUGACCUUACUGUCUUUAACUGGUUAACGAGGAGUGGCAUAGAGCCCAAGUUCCCGAGGGCGGGGGAAUUCAAGGAAAGCGACAUUAACAACUACAACACGUUCACCGCAGAGAAGAAGGAUGUACUACGGAGGUAA
Ramularia collo-cygni is the source of this 441-nucleotide messenger RNA. RefSeq lists its product as uncharacterized. Bases 1 to 441 code for a protein of 146 amino acids. The transcript has a single exon. NCBI's taxonomy places the organism in Eukaryota, Fungi, Ascomycota, Dothideomycetes, Mycosphaerellales, Mycosphaerellaceae. The record is from RefSeq and is a predicted model, not a curated record.